AAUAGAUGGAGUUAUCCUAUUAUACCCUUUCCUCCUCCAUUGUGUUAGAGAUAGCUUUGAUUCGUCUCGCGGAAUGAACCUACAAAGAAAUCGAUGGCUGGAAGUGAUCGCUUACUAGGGUUUUUGUUUCAUUUGGGGGGAAAGGCAAAAAGGAAAAGGCUGUAGGCCUUGCUUCGUCUGAUUGGUCCUUCCGACAUCUGCUCAGAGCUGCCGCAAUUCAAUUGGAGCAGUCGUAGAUCGCGGCUUCAACAGAGCUUGCAAGAAUAAUUGUGCUUUGAAGGAAUGGAAUCAUAUCCUGGUGGUACAAAUACAAAUACAGCAGAUCCGAGCGUACAAACGGCUUUACCAGCCACAAUCAAUGGUCAGCCAUGGUGGUGCGGUCCUGUUUUUGCUGCUGUGGGUACCUCCAAGUCACCCUCAGUUGGAAACGAGGCUGGCCAAUCACAACCAAGUGAUGGUGUGGACGACACAGGGGAUGCCAGUAAAGAGAGACAGAAUAUGGGCACAAGAGCAGAUGGGGGCCUUGGAGAGCAAAGGCAGAAUCUUCUGCCUACUUCAUCUGCCAUGACUUCAGUUAUGCCUGAGAUUCUCUCACAACAUGCCGAGCUGGAACUUGGUCAAUCGAUUGCUUGUGCUACAUAUCCAUUUACUGAUCCUUAUUUUGCUGGCGUAGUGGCUUCUUAUGGAACUCAAGCACUAAUGCAUCCUCAGCUUAUUAGAAUCCCCUGCUCGCGCAUGCCUUUACCUCUUGAAAUGACAGAGGAACCAGUAUAUGUUAAUGCCAAGCAGUACCAUGGAAUCCUUAGGAGAAGACAAUCUCGUGCAAAGGCUGAGCUAGAGAAAAAUGUUAUAAAAGUUAGAAAGCCAUAUCUUCAUGAAUCACGUCACUUACAUGCAACGAGGAGAGCUAGGGGUUGUGGCGGUCGUUUUCUUAACACCAAGAAGACCGAUGAUGCCACUAAAACCGAGACACAGCAGGGUUCAACUCCUAAUUCACCUCUUCCCACGCAGUCAGUUGGCUCCUCAACUUCACUGACCUCCGAUUGCUCAGAUAAUGCAAAUCCAUCCAGCCCCAUGCAUGAAACAUCUGUUAGUUGAAAACAUGGCCACCAAGAACGUCCAGAAUCCCAGUUCUCAUCUUUCCAUCUGAAACCAGGUCAGAGAACAGAAUGUGGGGACUACACAGGAAAGCAGCAAGCUGGUAUCAUGGUGAAUCGUCCUCCUGGCAGGGCUGUGGUCACACAGUAAUUAUCUAUCUAGUUUGAGCAGUGACCGGCUCUUGCAGCAUCACCCUGUGAAUUGGUCCUAUCAGAUGCUCGCUUUCUGAGAAUUAUCGGAUUGAUCUGGCAAAUAUGUAGGAGUGCAAUCUGGUGGCGCUGGCUCUGCUCUGGGGAAGUCUCAUAAAUCUGAUGCUUGCAGGCAAUUCAUUCUUGGCUUUUAUCCUUUUCAUUUUCUUUCGUGUCUUUGUGGGAGAAAAAGAAGACUGGAUACAUCGGUGCAGGUUCAUCUGGAUGAAUAGGUACUUUGAACCAUCUCUUGGCUUCUUGAUCUCGUGUCAAAUGUGAAGACUCAUUGUUGAAGAACAAAUUGCUACUCGGUGUAGUGGUGCUUACUGUAUGAAAAAGAAAAAAAACAACCAAGAGACGUGAAUCUUUGAACUUGAUUGAACUGAUUAAAAAAGAAGGUUUAUAUUUGCUAUGGUACAGAGAAGAUGUUGGUUUCUGUAACUGAUGCUUUGUGAAGCCUGUGUUAAUCAAGAGGCACUUGCACUGUGUGACAAGAGGAUGAUCUGAGGCGAAGCUGAGAUAGUUGAUAGGUUUUAGCAGUAAUGAUUUGGAGGUUGUUCUGUUGAUUUCAUGGCUACAAUAAGCAGGUAUUGAUGGAAUCUGAUGGAUAGAGCUAUCGAUUGUUGUUGAGAUACACACUAGAAAUCUGUUCCUGAGCAAAUCUAGUGGUGAUCAGUGCAUUCAAAUCUGCAUGUGAAAAGUCAACGAUUAAUUAUCACUGAAGUAUUAAGCUCAAAUGGAUCUCAGAGCACACAAAGAUCGGCCGAUCAAACAUCGAACAUGCGUUUGCGGCAGGUCAACCGGUUUCACUCAUAUUGGGGCGUACUUCUUUUUAUUCGAUAUGAAAUCAAUAGAUGAGUUGAUGUUUUUAUUAGAUAAGAAUGCUCAGGUGUUAACUAGAUAUGUUUACACAGCAGCAGCAAAAGAAGUCCGGCUUUGGUCUAGAUAAGAGUUAUCUUUUUCAGUGUGGGUUGCAAAUUGUAGGUGUGAUUAAGUGGUAAUUGUAGGUGCGAUUUUAUAAGGGAUCAUUUAGUUGGUUGCGGCGGUCA
This is a messenger RNA of Musa acuminata AAA Group (dessert banana), 2335 nucleotides long. RefSeq names its product nuclear transcription factor Y subunit A-1. Lineage: Eukaryota; Viridiplantae; Streptophyta; Magnoliopsida; Zingiberales; Musaceae. The record is from RefSeq and is a predicted model, not a curated record. Gene Ontology annotation, molecular function: DNA binding; DNA-binding transcription factor activity, RNA polymerase II-specific. Gene Ontology annotation, cellular component: CCAAT-binding factor complex. The transcript has 6 exons. The coding region runs from base 283 to 1098 and encodes 271 amino acids. Gene Ontology annotation, biological process: regulation of transcription by RNA polymerase II.